UAUAAUGAAUAACUCUGAUUCUGAUAUAAGUAAACAAUGAUUUUAAAUUUAUUUAUAUUAUAUACAUUUUGUAUAAUGAUCAAUUAUUAAUUUAGUUCUAGAUGAAAUGAAACCUAACACUUUGCUCAGUCAUAAAAAAACACCAACACAGUUGUUAUCUACCUUUGAAGUCCAAACUCUGGACCAUUGUGAAUUUACAAAAGUAGAUGAUCCUGCAAUAGUACAUCAUAGUGUCACAAAACAACAAAAGUUAAUUUUGCAUUCCCCAAUAAGUGAUGUAUCGAGAAAAAGAAUAAUGAUAAAAUCUUCUUUACAAAAUCAACAACAGCAGACCCCUUCGACUAGUAUGAGUGAACAGAACAUGUCAAAUAAUAUAAAAAAGGUUUUGUUUCCAUUACAAAAUUCAGAUGGAUCGAAAGGAUCAGCUACCAUGUCUCGAAUUGGUACAAAUAAAAAAUAUGAUUUUGGGAUGACUGAUUCAGGUAAACAUAUUGUUAUGCGUUUAAUUUAG
Molecule: messenger RNA, 511 nt
Organism: Myzus persicae (green peach aphid)
Lineage: Eukaryota; Metazoa; Arthropoda; Insecta; Hemiptera; Aphididae
Exons: 3
Coding region: 107-511 (134 amino acids)
Source: RefSeq, a predicted model, not a curated record